Emericellopsis cladophorae is the source of this 2154-nucleotide messenger RNA. Its product is annotated as Kinesin-like protein-like protein. Bases 1 to 2154 code for a protein of 717 amino acids. NCBI's taxonomy places the organism in Eukaryota, Fungi, Ascomycota, Sordariomycetes, Hypocreales, Bionectriaceae. Gene Ontology annotation, biological process: microtubule-based movement. The transcript has 2 exons. The record is from RefSeq and is a predicted model, not a curated record. Gene Ontology annotation, molecular function: ATP binding; microtubule binding; ATP hydrolysis activity. Gene Ontology annotation, cellular component: microtubule; kinesin complex.
AUGUCGGUUCGCGUGGUCGCGAGGAUACGCCCUUUGCUCGAAAAAGAGACUGACAAGGAUACUAUUGUCCGCGCCGACGGUGGCGAGAAUGGCCAGCCUCACACGAUUGUUAAGCUUCCGAACCCGAAGAACGACUCUGAGGACUUCUCCUUCGCCUUCAACUCCGUGUAUGACCAGUCGACAUCACAGGAGGCUCUCUUUACAGCUGAAGUGGCACCUCACCUCAAGGCACUAUUCCAGGGUUACGAUGUCACACUCUUCGCAUAUGGCGUGACCGGCACGGGCAAAACGCACACGAUGCGUGGUGGACUCAAACUGGCCGACCGUGGUGUGAUCCCCCGUCUGCUAUCAGGCGUAUUCCGACGCGGCAAGAAGAUCACCAGGGAGUCGGGCGGCGAGACCACCGUGCAGGUGGCCCUGUCAUACUACGAGAUCUACAACGACAAAGUUUUCGACCUCCUCGAGCCGCCGGAGAAGCGAACCGCGACGGGCCUACCACUACGCGCCGAGGCCAGUGGCAGGACCGUUGUCGCUGGGUUGUCGGAGCGUGCGUGCGAGGACCUGAAGGACUUUGAGAAACUCUACAUUGAAGCCAACCAGAACCGCGUCACGGCCUCCACAAAGCUCAACGCCCACAGCAGUCGGUCACACGCAAUUCUGCGCGUCAAGAUCAUCCAGACCACUGGCGAUACCGUCCGCGAGAGCACGGCGUCCGCCAUUGACCUCGCAGGGUCCGAGGACAACCGACGCACCGACAACGGAAAAGAGCGUCUGGUCGAGUCUGCUGCCAUCAACAAGAGUCUCUUCGUGCUGAGCCAGUGUAUCGAGGCCAUCUCGCGCGGCGACAAGCGCAUCCCAUACCGGGAGAGCAAGAUGACACGCAUCCUGUCUCUGGGCCAGAACAACGGUAUCACAGUGAUGAUCCUGAACCUGGCGCCCAUGCGGAGCUACCACCUCGACACCCUGAGCAGCUUGAAUGUCAGCUCGCGUGCGAAGCGCAUCGAAGUGCGGGAGAUUGAGAACGAGGUCGUCUACAAGCAAGUCCCUAAGCAGGUCUCCAGCUUGACGGGUGCUGCGAGGCGGCAGCCGCUGCAGCCCCUGGCGAAUGCUCACAACGCGCACAAUGUUGCUGCGGCCGGUGCCAAGAAGGAAGAUACCAACAAGCCGGUCAAGGCUUUCGCGGUGUACACGGACAAGGCGAGCAAGCCCGUGACAACAGCACUGGCGAGCAAGCCUGCCGCCAACUCCAGCCAGGUGAGGCGAUCGUCGGCAGGGAAGCGCCCGUCGGAUCAUGAGCCCGCCGCUCGUCCAAGCAAGCUGGCACGACCAACGACGACGAACACGUCGAAAACGAUGUCGACGCCCAAGACCAAGGGAUCCGCAACCGUCUCAGCUGCCGACAUCGAAGCCAUGGUGGAGAAGAAGGUUGGCGAGGUGCUGGCCGCAAGGGCAGCUGCCGAUCGGCAGCCGCAGUCGCAGGCCCAGCCCGACCUGAGUGAAGCCGUACAAAAGCGUUUGGAGGCGCUCGAGCGCAAGAUUGAUAGCGAUGAGUGGCGUGACGAGAACCAGUCCGAGGGUCUGCGCCUUCUUCUGGCCGCUCGCCAAUCGAAAGAGAAGGGAGAUGACGCGGCCGCCCUGAGGAACUAUGAGAUGGCGCUCCCCUACUUUCCUGGUCAGGCCAAGCUACUGGGGAAAAUUGACCGGCUGCGCGCACGACUCGGCUUGGGCGCCCGGGUAUCUCCCGUCAAGCGUUCAGUGAGGAAGCAACGAAGCCGGCAGGUGACGGUGGACGAGGAUACGGAGUACGAGGAUGGUGAAGCUGAUGUGGACGAGGAGUCCUUUAGUCCCAUUGUGCUGAAGCAGGAAGCCAAGAUGCGCCGGCCAAGAACAAGAGUCGUCGCCCAACCCGUGUUUGACGCCCAGGAGUCGUCGAAGGAGGGUAGGCUGCUACUAGACAUUAUCAACUCACGCGAUGUGAAGAGGAUACGAACUCUGGUCGGCAUUGGCGCGAAAAAGGCCCAGGCGCUGGUCGAUUACCUGGAUCUCAUGAUCGCAGAGGACGGUGGACAGGUGGAGAGCCUGGCCCAGCUGCGAAACGUACCUGGCAUGGGAGGGAGGGCGUUUGAUCGGGCAUAUGAGGGUUUGAUGGUGUAA